Messenger RNA from Sorex fumeus (smoky shrew), 2816 nucleotides. RefSeq names its product IKAROS family zinc finger 1 (gene IKZF1). The record is from RefSeq and is a predicted model, not a curated record. Lineage: Eukaryota; Metazoa; Chordata; Mammalia; Eulipotyphla; Soricidae. Gene Ontology annotation, biological process: regulation of transcription by RNA polymerase II. Gene Ontology annotation, molecular function: RNA polymerase II cis-regulatory region sequence-specific DNA binding; DNA-binding transcription factor activity. The coding region runs from base 58 to 1608 and encodes 516 amino acids. The transcript has 8 exons.
UUCAAACUGGCAAGGAGCGUUGGUGAUUCCUGAAGUUCGGAAGAUAACCUGAGGACAAUGAAUGCUGAGGAAGGUCAAGAUUUGUCCCAAGUUUCAGGGAAAGAAAGUCCUCCAGUAAGUGAUACUCCAGAUGAUGGUGAUGAGCCCAUGCCUAUCCCUGAAGACCUUUCCACCACAUCUGGAGGACCACAGAACACCAAGAGUGAGAGAGGAGUGGCCAGUAAUGUUAAAAUAGAGACUCAGAGUGAUGAAGAGAAUGGGCGUGCCUGUGAAAUGAAUGGGGAAGAAUGUGCUGAGGAUUUACGAAUGCUUGAUGCCUCAGGAGAGAAAAUGAAUGGCUCCCACAGUGGCCAAGGCAGCAAAACUUUGUCAGGAGCUGGAGGCAUCCGACUUCCUAACGGCAAACUAAAGUGUGAUAUCUGUGGGAUAAUUUGCAUCGGUCCCAAUGUGCUCAUGGUCCACAAAAGAAGCCAUACUGGAGAACGGCCUUUCCAGUGCAACCAGUGUGGGGCCUCUUUCACUCAGAAAGGCAACCUGCUACGGCACAUCAAAUUACAUUCUGGGGAGAAGCCUUUCAAGUGCCACCUCUGCAACUAUGCUUGUCGCAGAAGAGAUGCCCUCACUGGCCACCUGAGGACACACUCUGUUGGUAAACCUCACAAAUGUGGAUAUUGUGGCCGAAGCUAUAAGCAGCGAAGCUCUUUAGAGGAACAUAAAGAGCGUUGCCACAACUACUUGCAAAGCAUGGGCCUUCCGGGCACGCUGUACCAAGUCACUAAAGAAGAAACUAAUCACAGUGAAAUGGCAGAAGACUUGUGCAAGAUGGGGUCAGAGAGAUCCCUUGUGCUGGACAGACUAGCAAGUAACGUCGCCAAACGUAAGAGCUCUAUGCCUCAGAAAUUUGUUGGGGACAAGUGCCUCCUAGACAUGCCCUAUGAUGGCAGUGCCAGCUAUGAGAAGGAGAAUGAGCUCAUGCAAACCCAUGUGAUGGACCAAGCCAUCAAUAAUGCCAUCAGCUACCUGGGAGCGGAGUCUCUGCGUCCACUGGUACAGACACCGCCUGGAAGCUCCGAGGUGGUCCCGGUUAUCAGUCCAAUAUAUCAGCUCCACAAGUCCCACACAGAGGGUCCUCCACGUACCAACCACUCAGCCCAGGACAGCGCUGUGGAAAAUCUGCUGCUUCUCUCCAAAACCAAAUCAGUGUCUUCUGAAAGAGAAGUGUCCCCCAGCAAUAGUUGCCAAGACUCAACAGACACCGAGAGUAAUAACGAGGAGCAGCGAAGUGGCCUCAUCUACCUGACCAACCCUCAUUCCCGCAAUGGCCUGUCUAUCAAGGAGGAGCACCAGGCCUAUGAGAUGCUACGGGCAGCCUCUGACGGCUCCCAGGAUGCCUUGCGAGUGAUCGGCAUGAGUGGGGAGCAGAUGAAAGUGUACAAAUGUGAACACUGCAGGGUGCUCUUCCUGGACCAUGUCAUGUACACCAUCCAUAUGGGUUGCCAUGGUUUCCGAGAUCCUUUUGAGUGCAACAUGUGUGGCUACCACAGCCAGGACAGGUAUGAAUUCUCUUCCCACAUUACCCGAGGGGAACAUCGCUUCCACAUGAGCUAAACUCCCCUGUGCUUCAUAGACCGCCAAGAAAAGCACAAACAGAUGCUGCCUGCCAUCGGCCUGAGUACAGACUGAACACUGGAUGAGAGCCUUGUGCUUUAAUUUUUAGGUGGUUUUCAUUUUAUUUUGUUUUGUUUAUUUGUUUUGUGUUUGAUUUUCUUUUGAAAACAAGGAAAUUUUUAUGGUUAGAUGGUAAGUGAUAUUUGGAACCGUUUCAAAUGGCCUUUACUUGAUGUUUCUAUCGACUGCUAUCUGAAAUUCCCUCACUUAGCUAGCAAGCAUCCCACCAUUUUAUGAGAGUGUUAUAAUCAAGACAAAACCUAGGAAAGAAUGAGCCAGCCCCUGUACUGAGCAGAGAAUUCACACACCUGGGCAGAUGUGGGUGGAACCCCUCAGCAGGCUGGGACACUAUGUAGAGAGCCCGUGCCAGACUUCAUGUAUCAUGUUAAUCUAUUAUGUAUAGUGAAACAAACUAUUGGGGGGAAACUAUAUAGGAUCCACUAAAUAAAGUAGGUGGGGAAUCUUUACAACUUGAUCCCAGUUUAGAAACCACUUGAAUAUUGCUCAAGUGGCUUCACUUUCCUACUAUCGGUGGAAAAAGUUUAUCUAUACCUAAAGAUGUCUAUUUCCUCUUCUUCAUCUCCGUUUCUUCUUCAUCUCUUUAAUGACCCAAAAGUCUAUCACUACAUUUCCAACAACAAUUCUGUAAUUCGGAUCUUAAUUUCUUCUCAAAUGGUAAAACUCCUCAGAAGCCAAAGGUUUAGUCCAAAUUCCUUAUUCAUUUCUUUUUUAAAUUUAUAUUUUUUUAUGUUUUCUUUCUCUGAGAUUUUCUACUUACCUCAGGAAGACUGUUGCCUGCAAAUCCUAGUCCUCAUUUUUCUAAGAACAUGAUUGCUUAGUAGUUGCAGGCCUGUAUUUCUGACUGUAGAUAAACUUGUUUCUCUAUCUUCACUGUGUAUUAUUCUUGUUUCAAAAACAAAAAUGAAAACAUUCAGGAUAACCAUUAAUUUCCCAAUUAAAAAUUACAACUAGAGAGGCCAGCAGAUUCUAAUACAUCGCACCUGUUUUAAACUCAACUUUCAAAGAAAGAGAUUAAAACUCUACCAUAAGGAUAAGGCAGCAUCCAUAUGUCUGCACAUAAAUAGGACUCUUGACCCCAUGUCUUUUGUCACUGGGAGAAUUGUAGAUUUUUGGUUUAUCAUGUGGCA